Messenger RNA from Odontomachus brunneus, 9611 nucleotides. RefSeq names its product RNA-binding protein fusilli. Bases 628 to 3108 code for a protein of 826 amino acids. Gene Ontology annotation, cellular component: ribonucleoprotein complex; nucleoplasm. The transcript has 10 exons. Gene Ontology annotation, biological process: regulation of RNA splicing. NCBI's taxonomy places the organism in Eukaryota, Metazoa, Arthropoda, Insecta, Hymenoptera, Formicidae. Gene Ontology annotation, molecular function: mRNA binding. The record is from RefSeq and is a predicted model, not a curated record.
GGGGCAACGUCGACGCGCAGUCGCCAGGUGAGGCAACGACGACGACGUGUUCGCUUCGCGACGCUCGGCCGGGGGGACGCACGGCCAGUGCUGCACGAAACACCUUGCGACGUUCGACGGCGCUCCGUCCGACCGUGAGCGAACGUGUCCAACCGACAAGUAAAAAGAGACAGAGAUAGGUAGAGAGAGAAAGAGAGAAGGAGAGGAACGGGGAGAAGGCGACCAGUCUCAAGACCGGGAAUCGAUCCUGUCCGCGGACUCCGGUUUCGCGGAGCGGUCGUGUCCGCGAAGGUGUUGUUAUCUCGGUCGGAGCACUGCCGUCGAUUCAUAACCUCAAACCGCCGUGCCCCGACCACUGUGAUCGCAGAAGGAAGCAUGUCGCGUCUCGCGGAUAAUCGGUGAACAGUCAGUGACGAACGGGGGAUCGAGAGACAGAAAGGGAGGUAGACGCUACGAAAAUCGGUCAGUCCUUCGUUCGUUUACAAAUUCUCGACGCCGGGCGCGGCGAGACAUUGUCGCGAGUGUGAAAGUGCAUCACCGUGCCCCGUGGAAGACGUUCAUCGCGCAGAGAUACACAACAGAAAAAGGAGAUUCAUCGUUGAGGAACUCCUGGUUCAUACGGGAACGAUGCAAACGACGGGAAUGAGGACGGCGGGGGGAGGAGGAGGAGGAGGAGGAGGCUCGUCGACCCACCUGGUCGUCCUUUACGUGGCGACCGCUGGCCUCCAGGGGAACGCGCUCGGCUCCGACGAGGAGGAGAUCACGUUACUCGUCUAUGUACUCAUCGAUGUGCUGCAGAAUAAGGUGCUAGGCAGGCAACAGUACAUCGUGCGACCGAUGGUAAUGGAAGACAGUUGUACACCCGGGACCGGUAGCGACAACCCAGCGGUUGCCGGAAGUAGCGGGAUCAUUAGCGACGCGGCAUUGGCACACGCUCCAGCCUUGACUGAACGAAAUCUUCGGGAGCACGGCAUCUCUCUGCAGCAGGCCAUCGAACAGUUUGAGACCUGGUGGUCGUCCAUGUCCUGCGUCACAUCUGGCGGGACACCUAAAUUCGUGGUGGACGGUCAAGCGCCCAUGAGACAAUGCCUGCAUCCCGAAGCCUGCAACAAGGACAUCGAGCUGCCGGAGCACUACAACCAUUUUUACGACCUGCGAAAGGACUUUGUGGCGUGCUACUCCUCCCAUGGAGAGUUAUCGACUCUCGGAGUGCAAGAGAUGCUUCAAUAUUUCGGACUGCCGCCAGAUACGGACAAUGAUUUUCAUGUCAAAGAGAUACAGGACAUGGUGACUGUGAUACAGAGAAUGAUCAAGGACGGUCACGUUUUUCAAAAUCCAGAAGUAGUUAACAUCGUCUUAGAGCCUGGCAUAUGCUCCAAAGACGAGGAAGUGGAGAAUGACUGUGUAGUGCGAGCGCGUGGUCUCCCUUGGCAAUCCUCAGAUCAAGACAUCGCCAAGUUUUUUCGUGGGCUAAAUGUCGCCAAGGGUGGUGUAGCUCUUUGUUUAAGUCCUAUGGGAAGGCGUAACGGCGAGGCGUUGGUACGGUUUAUUAAUAAAGAACACAGAGACAUGGCGCUGAAGCGGCAUAAACAUCACAUGGGUGCACGAUACAUAGAAGUUUACAAAGCCUCCGGAGAGGACUUUGUUGGCGUUGCUGGUGGUACGAGCGGGGAGGCGCACGCUUUUCUGUCACGCGGGGCUGAAGUCAUCGUUAGAAUGCGGGGCUUGCCGUAUGAUUGUGUUGCUAAACAAGUGCUGGAAUUCUUCCUGUCGGGACAAAAGCCAUGCCACGUGUUGGACGGCGAGGACGGGGUGUUGUUUGUGAAGAAACCCGACGGCAGAGCGACCGGUGACGCUUUCGUUCUGUUUGCCAAGGAGGAGGAUGCUAUGAAGGCAUUGAGUAAACACAGAGACUGCAUCGGCAGUCGGUACAUAGAGCUGUUUCGAAGUACAACCGCGGAAGUGCAACAAGUGCUGAACAGGGCGAUUGAUCCGAAGCAAGUGGUACAACCACCACCGCGUAUCGUGCAACUGCCUUCAAUGAUUCCUCAACAUAUCAUCACAUGCGGCACACGUAAGGAUUGCGUGAGGCUCCGUGGACUACCUUACGAAGCACUGGUGGAGCACAUCCUCGAGUUUAUGGGCGAACAUUCGAAGAAUAUCGUCUUUCAAGGCGUCCAUAUGGUUUACAAUGCCCAAGGUCAACCGUCCGGCGAGGCGUUCAUUCAAAUGGACAGCGAGGCGUCAGCGUACGCGUGCGCGUCGCAGCGGCACCACCGGUACAUGAUCUUCGGCAAGAAGCAGCGUUACAUCGAAGUGUUCCAGUGCAGCGGCGACGAUAUGAGUCUGGUAUUGACAGGUGCGGUAACACCGCCGUCAACCACACCUCUGCCAUCACCCGGUACGUUAACCACACAAGCCCCCGCGACACUGACACAUCCGCCUCCGGCCGCGCCGGUGCCUAUGCCAGUACCGGCCGCGCAGCCGCCGCCGCCACAACUGUGGGACAUUCACACUCUGGUGCAGGCACAAGUAGCCCAGGCGCAGGUCGCCCAGGCGCAAGCGGCCCAAGCCCAGGUGGCCCAGGCACAGGCGGCUAUCAGGAAUCCAGACUUUUGGCUGAUGGCUCUCGCGUCCAACCCGCCUCCUACCUCGACUACCCCCACCCCGGCCGUGACGAGCAAGUCCUUGGCGCUCGCUGCGCCGAGUCCGGCUCAGGCCCAGUUACCCGCUUAUGCGGUGACACCCCCAGCAGCCGCAGUGGCGGCCGCUGCACUUCAUCACCAUCAUGCCGCGGCCGUCGCGCAGCCCGCGACCUCGGCAGCGCCGUUCUUGCUCUUCAAUCCUCUUCCACCUCGCAUUCCUAUCUUGCGGGCGCCGACGCCGCACGGACUGUUGCCGCCUGCUAUUAUGCAAACCGCGCCGCUAAACCACGCCGCGUUGAUGGGCUUGAAGCGAACAUGGGAGAGCGCAUUCCCGACGGACGCGGCCGGUAGCGUCGCGAAGCGCGCUGCGACCUGGCACGCACCGCCAGCGGCGUUUCACGCGGCCGCACCAACCGCGGCGCCGGCCUUGCCUUAUCCUCCGCAAUUUUACCCUCAAAUCUGACACCGUUGAGUCGAGCACCGAGUGUUCUUCUAAGACCCCCGGCGUCCUCGCUUUUCUUCUCAACGCCGGGUUCUACACUUGGACGAAACGAACAUGUCGCGUCCCGCUUCGGAAAGUAACUUUAUUAUUAGCGACUCUUUAUCAUAAUCGGGCAUAUACUAUCAUUCGACUUGUCAGUUCGGUGAUCGUCUCGCCAAUAAUUACAAUAUACGUUACUUUACCGACAGAUUUAUAUAUACAUUUUGGGCGCGAGCUCCACCAACUUUCCGCAACGUUCACGACAUUCCGUUUCAUAUUCCCGACGAGUUUGACGGAACAUUUCUUCGCGAUGUUGCCUGAAGGCAUGUCGCAACGAACUUAGGAGUAACGUUGUCAACUUACAUGUAGUACCUUAACGUUUGGAAACGCUUCGUACAAAUUUGGCCGUUACUUAAGCCCAUAUCAGACUGAGGAUUAGAAAUUGAGGAUCGUGGAUUGAAGAUUCGAUUUCGACGAAUUAAGAAACUUCGGUUUCAGCUUGUUUUUAAGUGAUCAAAUUCUAAUCUUCAAUGCGCAAUCCUCAGUUUCCAAUCUAUAGUUUGAUACAGGCAUUACGCAUGGCUAGCAACGGUACUUAACGCGUGAUUCGCGAAACGACUUAAUCUUCCUUUGUUUAAAUAUAUAGGCAGCGUACAUAACUCCGAUAAGUAUGUUAAGUUUGAUUGUAGGAUAUAUACAAUUUUAUAUAUAUAUAUAUAUAUAUAUAGCGUGUUUACACGCUUUUCUUUAAUAAUCAUACAUUUUUUUCUUUUGGUUGGGAUAUCUGCGUCUCCGUAUAUCGGAUCAUGUUGUGCAGAAACAGACAUUCGUUCGUCAUGUGAACGCAAUCAAGUGCCUUCCCUGAAAAGUGACAUACGCCCAACAUCCGGUGCGGUUUUCCAAAGUGUACACACGCGUGUACACUCAAGAUCUGUUUGUUUUCAAGAAACCUCUGAACUAAAUGCAAUAAGUUAGAAUGAAAGAAAGUAUCACUCCAACUUAUUGCACUGGUGCAGAAGUUUUUCGAACAGACCUUCAGUUGCGAAACAGUUUUCACACUUUCUUUUCUAAUAAAGUUGCAGCGAUCAAGAUUGUCAUAAUUGCAACCCACUAUUGACCAAUUUACGCAGCGAUUAGCAGCUAUGUCUUUUGUUAGUAACUGAUUAUUGCGCAAGUUCAUCAGCGGUGUCUCGCAAUUGUGACAAUGGCUGCGUUCAGCAUAGAAAACUGUUUUGUAACUGUUGUAAAAUUCGUGAAUCUAAUUGGUAUAUUGUUAUUAGUUUCUAUCAAAAUUAAUUAAUACCCCAAUCAGAUUCACGAAUUUUACAACAGUUGCAAAGCAGCUUUCUUUACUGAAUGCAACCAAUCUUGAGCGCUACAACUUUAUUGGGAAGAAAGUGUAAAAACCGUUUCGUAGCCGAGACGAGCGCCGAGACACGUUUCUCUGCAUGUACACAGAAGAGUCUUCAAACUGUCGUGGUGAAUAUUCAUGAAUAUUCAUGAUGUUUCCGGAUUUCGUUUGAAGGUUAGGGUAUUUUCAGUUGACGCAAAUUCACAUCCUUCGGGUACACUUCAACACGGGUCCAUCAUUUUCGAUAUAUCGGACGUUGAAGCGUCACAUUGAACGGCUAUUCAAUUUCCUUCUGCAUGUGUGCGAUCCUUUCGCAAGGACGAUCGUUUGAAAGUGCUGUUAAGGUUCGCGUGUCUGCAGACGCUCGUGACUUCGAUGUUUGGUGUGUCGUUGAGGGUGUAUCCGCGGUGAGAAGUACGCAACCAGAGUGUUCGCUAUUCCGGAAAGUGGUUGUCGGUGUGGCCGGAGAAAAGCAGUCAUUUCUAUACACUCACAUAUAUAUACAUAUAUACAUACAAAAAAACACAUAUAUUUAUAUAAGAAUGAUUUAUAUACAUAUAUCUAUAUAUUUUGAUAGUAAUAUUUUUAUUAGUGAUAAGUGACAUUCCAUCCAACGUUUUAUAUAUAUAUAUAUAUAUAUAUAUAUAUAUAUAUAUAUAUAUACACAUACACAUUCUGAAGUUCUAUCUCAGAGGUAUGAUAGAUUCUUUAUACACACGUGGCAUCUAUUUACUUCGCGCAUGUAUGUUACAAUCUACGUGUAAAUCAAGUCUCUUCGUAGAUUGCUCCCGGAUGAGCUCCCAACGAGCGCGUCUGCAACCGGUUUCUUCGUGGAUCCGUCGAUCCUCUUUUCCUCAUGGAUUGUGACAUACAAGCUUCAAUUGAAAUUAAAAGAUUAAUAUACGUGGUAUAAGUAGGAAACAGAGAGAGGAUUCGUUGGAGCAACUGGUCGUGCCUUGCAAAGAAAGACGUAUACAUACGCAUAUAUACACGUAUUACACUCACACACAUGUACGCCAAUGUACCAAGAGCGAUAGCACGUACAACGACAGGGACGCGCUGUCCAAUGUGCGAUGGACAUUACGUUAUUUUCUUAUCUCUUGGUGACAACGACUGUGUGUAUUAACCCGAUUGGGAGUUUGGAUAUUGCGAGGAUAAAUCGGGGGCAGAAAGGAUAGAGGGAGCAAAGAAAGCGGAGGCAAACGCCGACUUUGUUGUAUACACUCUUACGGCUUGUGAUUUAACUAUGGUGUCGGCGGUGUUCAAUCUCUCCAAGCUGGCUUACAGCCUAAUACUUUGUGAUAGUGUAGUACGACGAGGAUCGUCAUUGAGACGGAUAGAGAGUGGUGUUUGUUGUUACUAUCUGUGAAUCGAGCGUCGGCUUCACCAGGGGUGGUUUCCUCCGCUGAUUCCGUUUCGUAGACGACUGUUGUAUCUCGCACUGCCAUGUCAAUAACAAGCUUCCACUAUCUCCACUUUCAGUGUAGCCUUCCGUAAUAGCCGUGUGUGCGAUGUAGCGUGCGAACGCUCGCAGAAGCUGAGAAAGAGAACUGAGGCGAAGAAGGAGAUCCUCUCUCGUGAAGUUGAUCUUGAUUCUGUCGCGCGCGUGUCGCGAAGUGCUGUUUCGAUAAAACUUCACUUCCUCUUGCCACGUUUUUUUAGAACACGCAUACAACACACUCGUACACAUACACAUUAGAAUAAUAUUAGAAUAAUGGGAUAGUUGUAGACACACAUACACACACACACACAUACUUGUGCGCGCGAGAUGGUCGUCAUUACACACUUCGAAAAUAUAAUGUCCAAGGGUAUACAUCAAACAACUGGUUGCAUGUCAUGUUGGUUUGUGAGGGAAUGCGCAUACCCAAUGAACAUCAACUAACAGUAACAUUACAUCAAUGUUGUAAUUUCUGCUGGACUUGUAUAAUCUCGAAAAACCAACAUCGUAAAAUUUGAGAAGUAUGAUAUGACACUUCCUGAUGAGACGACGUCCCGAAGACUGGACAUCAAGAGAAUAUAAUACGAUUUACGAUUUUCCUGAAAUACUGAAAGCAUGAAGAUUCCUACAAAGUUGUAUAACAAGUUAUUGACAACUUGUUGCUUUCAACAUUUCGGGAGAUUGUCUCUGUACAUUGAGAGAAAAUUAUAGUUGCUUUCGGCAACUAUACUCUUUUGUGAUUUUAGCCACAAAAAUAGUUAGAAAAAUCAUUGUUUUAGUAAGUGCUAUUAGAAAGAUGGUUCUUCUAAUUAUUUUUGUUAAAAUUACAAAAAAGUAUAGUUGACGCCGAAAGCAACUAUCAUUUUCUCUCAGUGUACUCAGUCUGCGGGAUUUUGUAACUUUCCGGGACGUCGUCCCGCUUUUAGAGUUCCGGCACUUUUCUAUUCGGGAUUAUACACGUCCACCUGAUUUCAACAGUGUAACUGUUAUGUACGACGUGUGUUAUAUUACACUUGCAUUGUUGAGCAGGAAAUUGCAACAUUGAUGUUUAUUGUUGGCUGAUGUACCGGGUAUUUAUAUAUAGUAUCGAAUUACCGUGAUAUACACUUACCUCCGUCUUACCUGUCGUUUCGCGAAUGAUGACUGCAUAACGGGGGUCUGAUCUAUCUUUCCUGUUCUCACGUGAGAGAUUACCACGUAUAUAUAAUAUAUCAUAGUUUGUAACUUCUCCAGCCACCUCGGACGUUGUCUCCUCUUUUUGGGAGGUUGUUGCUCAACAUUCCUCCUGUUUCCCGACGCGCUGUAACGCGGCCUCGCGAACGCAAGUGUCUUUCUCACUGUCUGUCUCUCCCAUGUCCUGUUUCUUUUUCCUCAUGCGCGCGAUCCCUACAAUUAUCUCUCACACACGGGACCACUUUUUCGCACAGGACGCAGUAGCAUUAUCGCAUAGAGGAGUCGGAGAGUAGCAGUACCCUGGUGUAAUCACCCUUUUUAGUUCUAUUUCCGUUAUAGCAGCUGCAAGUAAAAGUAUCUAUCAUAAUUGGACGUAUUCGAUCCGGUUUCUGGUAUUAAUUAACGUAACGUGCUCGAGAUAUGGUGUGUUACCUCGAGGGAUAACCGAGGGUCGUUUGCGUAGGAAGGCCGAGCACAAUUUACGCAAGUAAAUAAUCGUUCUUUUAAUCGCAGGACGCUAACUGCGAAACUACCGGCGACAUACAAGCGCGUUGAAAAAGUGAGAAAGAGAGACAGAGAGGAGAGGACGAGAUCGCUUCACGGUAAUUCGUCGAUAAUUAGCGUCCUGGGAUUAAGCGUUCAGGGGCGUGCUUUUCUGACAUCCUUGAGAUAUCGUGGAAUCAGGAUCGCACAUUCCGAUUCGGCUUUACAUAGCAUUAAUCGAUACCACAUAGAGAUAGAUUACGGAGGUGAAGCGAUGCGAAGUGGAUCGCAGCGCAAAAUGAACGGUCGCGUAACAUGCAAAGUUUCAGAGAUCUCGAGGCUGCAUACAAUAGAUGAGACAGCAGGACCUCGUCCACUGAACACCGCUUUCGCAUCGUUUCCGUCGGGGUUGCAUUUAGGAGUGUCUUUUUUUUAGUACAAGUGUAUGUCGCGCGGAAGCGUAGAGAUGUGUCCUUCGAGUGCAAGCUCAGUCAGUCAAAAUGAGAUCCAUCGUCUCUUUAUUUUUUCGUCGACUUUCUUGGAAGUGGAAACUCGAAUGGAGAGAAAUUAUAUCUUACAUUCUUUUAUUUUUAUAUGUACACACAGAUCUGUGUGUGUGUAUAUAUAUAUAUUUUUUUUUUCUGUUUAAAUUGUAGGAGCACUCGACACGCAUGCGGCAUACAUGUGUUUAUUAUCCAUGCAUACGUUCACAUAAACACAUACACACACACACACACACACACACACAAUUUACACACUACGUCGGUAUAAACCUCUUUUUUUUUUAAUCUCCUGUAUACACACUCUCUGUAUCUCGACGAUUUUUUAUAUCAACGAUGAGAAGGAUCAUGUUUAAUAAAUGUGCCUUGUGGACAUAUAUAUCUUUUUGCUUGCCGGGUUGGUGGACUCUUACCCUGAUUAUAUUACCUCGCACGGUGGUUGCGCUCUUCGCGUCUUAUCUGCUUCUCCGGCUUUCUUUGUUUUCCUUCGCAAUCGCACGUGCAUUUGCACUCCUCGCGUCUGUUUAUUUUUAUUUUAUUUUUUUUUUUCGUAGUGGUUUCGUAGUUUUUGUAUCAGGUGAUUAACAGCCGAGGGAACGCGACUUCUAGCGUACUGGUUGGCGGAGGAACUGCGUCGCGAAGAUCGCAACCAUCGUAUCUUGUUACGUUCUAUACAUUUUUUUUCAUUGGGGUCACAGGUAUCUUUGGUAUCUACAGAUCAAGUUGGAGAUUUCUGUGUCGUAACUCUUAUUAGCUCUCUCUUUCUCUUGCUCGUUCUGUUUAUUGUUGUUUUUCUCCUGUUGCUCCUUCUCUCCUUCUCUCGCGCAAAGGUUCUCUCUCUUUCUCUCUUUGUCUUUCCUUCCUCUCUGUCCGUUUCUAUCUUUGUACGUGGAUUCCUUCCAGUCACCAGUCGGAAGACUAAUCUUUAGGUGUGUCUUCUCUUCCUGUUUGUCCGUGUCUCUCUCUCAGAAGUAUCGAUUAUCGAUGAGCUUUAUCAGCCGGCUUCACAGCCGCUGAGAGGUUCUCGAGUUACUCUGAGCCUAACGGUACCGGAAGUCAUCCCUCAAUGUGGCAAGUGUCUAUGAACCAUUGCUUUUUGCUAUGCCGAUCGUCCCAGCGGCCUAGAGACUAACGGUAGUCUAGCGUAUCUUUACUUCUCUUCCGUAUCGUGUCACGUUUCUCCUCUGAAUCCCUACAAACGAUCCACAAGUCCACGUUGAAUCGCGCGGAACGUAUGGCCUGUUAUUCGUAUUAUGUCCCCGCUUAUCAGAACAUUUGUUUUAAGAAACUACUACUUUGAAAUACUUUUAUUUGCACACUCGCGAUUCAAAUGUUCACAAAAUGCUAUCAGAAACUUUACAUACUGAGAAAAAAAUAUCUGAAAAAUAUUUAUUCCAAGGGUAUUACUAACAUGUCCACUUAAUUCUAAAUUCUUUUGUUUAAAUAGAAUAAAUCAUCGCUUUCGUGAAAAGUAACGGUGUGUGUGUGUGUGUGUGUGUGUGUGUGUGUGUGUGUGUGUGUGUGUGUGUGUGUGUGUGUG